This is a messenger RNA of Colletotrichum destructivum, 1545 nucleotides long. Its product is annotated as Putative major facilitator superfamily, MFS transporter superfamily. NCBI's taxonomy places the organism in Eukaryota, Fungi, Ascomycota, Sordariomycetes, Glomerellales, Glomerellaceae. The transcript has 5 exons. Gene Ontology annotation, molecular function: transmembrane transporter activity. Gene Ontology annotation, biological process: transmembrane transport. Gene Ontology annotation, cellular component: plasma membrane. The record is from RefSeq and is a predicted model, not a curated record. The coding region runs from base 1 to 1545 and encodes 514 amino acids.
AUGGUUCUCGAGGUACAUGACUCUCAGGAAUCUUCCUCCGAGAAGAGUACCUUUGCCAUUGUCGAGGCGGAUGAAACAGCAAUUCUGGCGCGGUAUGGCGUCGAGAGGCGGUUAGAUGGGCUGAUCAACUGGAAACGCGACUGCAAGACGCACCCGAGGAACUGGUCGACCAGGAGAAAGAUGUUUGACACUACAGUCAUCGUCCUGUUUGAGUUGUACACGACCAUCAUCAGCACAACGGGAGCAGUGGCCGCAUCAGAGUCAGCACACGACUACUGGCUCAGUCGGCAAGCAUCAUUAGUUGGGUUCACACUCAUGUAUCAACUAGGUCAAGCAGUAGGGGGCUUCCUGAUCCCUCCCUUUUCUGAGUUGUUCGGUCGCCGCCUCCCAUACCUCACCUCCUGCGCCGCAUUCUGCGUUUUCAGCCUACUCACCGGCGUCGUACGCUCCCCGGCAGCAGUCUACCUGGGGCGCUUCGUAGCAGGCCUUGCGUCCGCCGUGCCGUCAGUAGUCAUCGCCGGCAGCGUGGAAGACAUGUUCAACACGAAGCGACGGGUGUGGAUCAUCGUCCUCUGGAACGCGGGCACAACAGUCGGCCUAUGCCUCGGUCCCAUAUACGCCGCCCACAUCUCCGAGGCCGUAGGCUGGCGAUGGAUCUUUCACAGCGCGGCUGUCAUCACCGCGGUGCUGUUCAUUUGCCUAUUCGGAAUCAAGGAGAGCAGACCGAGCAUUCUGUUGGGCAACAUCGUUGGGCAGAUGGCGAAAGAGACGACAAUACAGGAGCUGGGGUGGCACAAUCCCGAUGAGGCGCAAGACUGGCGGGCGCUGGUCCGGAUCAGUGUCAUUAGGCCCGGCAGGAUCCUGGUCACGGAGCCGCUGGUCAUCAUGGUCGCGUUCAUCUCGGCGUUGUCGUGGGGCAUGAUUUACCUAUUCACCGAGUCGCUUACCGUUGUCUACAUCUCUCUCGGAUUCACAAAGACACAAGCCUCGCUGCCGUUCCUGGCCAUCGCCGUGGGCGUGCUCUUCACGUUCCUACCUCGUCUGUGGGAUAUGAAGGUCCUACGGGAUCGGCAACGCAAACAAUUACCCAUCCAACCAGAAGACAAAAUCAUCGGCUUCGGCUUCGCCGCGCCGGCCCUGGCCAUCGGCCUCGCCUGGUUCGCCUGGACGAUCCCGCCGGCGGUAGUCAGCGUGCACUGGAUGGUGCCGACGGCGGCGCUCGUGCUCGUCGGCUUCGCUGUCAACGAGACAGCACACACGCUCAGCGGAUACCUCGCCGACUCGUAUCUGCUCUACUCGGCGUCGGCGUUCUCAGGGCUUGCGUUCGUGCGGGCCGUCGUGUCGGGGCUAAUGCCGAUCGUCGCGCACGAAAUGUAUGCCGGACUGGACGCCAAUGUCGCGGGCUCGGUGCUCGCGGGGCUGGCGGCAGCGUUCUGUGUUACGCCGUGGCUGUUCUUCCGGUUUAGCAAGAGGCUAAGGCAGCGGAGUCCGUUUGCAAGGUUCAGUCUGGAGACGCAUUGCAGGACAAACGUUGAGGAGAACUAG